Haemorhous mexicanus (house finch) is the source of this 1949-nucleotide messenger RNA. Its product is annotated as membrane-spanning 4-domains subfamily A member 15-like. Lineage: Eukaryota; Metazoa; Chordata; Aves; Passeriformes; Fringillidae. The record is from RefSeq and is a predicted model, not a curated record. The transcript has 6 exons. Bases 897 to 1949 code for a protein of 350 amino acids. Gene Ontology annotation, cellular component: membrane.
UCUGGAAUCAGUAUGGAAAGAGCCCUGUGGGAAGCAGAAACACCUGGAAGCAAAGCAAAAUGUUGACUUUUGGUAUUUUUAUGGGGAUAUAAAGUUAGUCCCAGGAAGCAGCAAGUUUCUUUGGAGAGCUUUUCUCCAUCGUAAUCUAUUUUCUUUGGAAAAAAACUCAUGGAUUUUUGGGGUUGGAAAAAGAAUUUUGAUUCCACCAGGCUCAUAAAUUUUGUCCUGUGCUGGUGGGAGGGAAUGUGGGAGGGUCGUGCUGAUUCCCCCCUGAGCAUCCAGUCAGGCUUCCUCCAUCCAAAACUUGCCCUAGAAAAUAGGAAAAUGAGCAUUAAAAUCCAAGGAAUGUGUUGUAUAUAUUUACAAAGCCAAAAAUUCCUGCAAAGAAAAGGUUGGAAAGCUCCACCGCCCGGCUCUGCUGCUUCCCUGCAUCUGCUUCAAAGCUUCACCUCCUCUGGAAUCCGCUUCCAAAACAAAUCCUGACAUCCUACCUUGGGCUUCUGCCAUCCCCAGCUGGCCCUGGGUUUAUUUAGGAAGGGGGAAAGCGCUUUUUCCAUGGAUCACCCGCUCGGAAAGUGGGGUUUGGGGGGCUGAGGGCAGUCACGGCUGUUCUGGCUGCAAAGCUGGAACUUGAGGAAUGCUGUAGGAAUCUGGAAAGGCAGAUUUGGGAGGAAAUCCACCGUGUAGGGUGGUUUUGGCUGGGAAUGUGAGCCGUGGAUAAUGGUGGAGGAUACCCCUGGCUGCCUAAAGGCUAAAGAGGGGAUCCCAGAAUUUCCACGGGGGCUCAAGUGUUCUUUCCUGGGGCUGGAACGAGAUCCCUGGAAUUGUUAGGAUUGGACUGUUGAGAGGGAUGAGGCACCAGCAGGAAUUAAAGGCUCUGAGGCAUCAGGAAUGUGAUGAAGAGGCUGAAUCUCAUCCAUGUCCAUGUUUUUCCUGGAAAGCCGUGCCGCCAGAUGCAGCCCUUUACAAGGCCAAGUGCAUGCUUCCAUCAGGGAUGCAGGAUGGAGGAAGGCCAUGGGUGGGAUGGAGACAUGAGUUGCUGCUCUUUGCUCUCCAGGGAGCAAAGGGCAGCGGGAGAGUGUCCCUGCCUGGCUGGAACCUCCUGGGGAUUUCGGGCAGCAAAGGGACCACAGCAAGGAGGAAGAGGAGGAGGAAGGCACCUGGGAAUUCCUUCAGCUUCCUGGGCUCUUUCCCAGGCCAUGGCGGCCACCACAGUGACCGACGCUGGCAGCGUGAGGAUCAUCACGGAGGUGAUCCCGGCCACGGAUCCCCGGGCAGCCCAGCUGGCCUCAGGCUCCCAGGCACCUGUCAGGACCUCAUUCCAAACACAAGGUUUCCGGAGGGCUCAUCCCAAGGUGUUGGGGACCAUCCACAUCUUCACUGGAAUUGUCCACAUCUGCUUUGGGAUCAUCCUGACACUGUCGGAGCACGGGAACCCUUCCCUCCCUGUGGCCAGCGGGAUCCUCUUCUGGCUGGGGAUCCUGCUCCUGGUCUCAGGCUCGUUGCUGGUGGAAAGUGAAAGGAGAGACAGCCCCGUGCUGGUCAAGGCCUGCUGUGUGGUCAGUGUGGGCGUUGUCCUGGGUACGCUGGCGGCCACCGGGAUCCACGGCACGGCCAUCACCCGGAUCAUGCCCGGCUGCGGGAAGCCCGAGCCCUUCCAGACCCGCCCGGAAUGGUGCUUCCAUAUGGAGAGCAAGAUGCUGAGCAACGGCCUGGAUUCCGUCUUGGUGCUGCUCGGCCUCCUGGAAUUCUGCGUGGCCGUGGCGGUUCUGGCGUUUGGAUACGACGCGGUCGGGCAGCACGCAUACACCCAGCUGGUGAGGGAGGCGGGAAUCCCUGGACAUCCCGGGAAUGCUGAUCCACCCCUUUCUCCCUCCGAAGGGCCGCCCGUGCGCCCCUCCCGGAGAUUUCCCUGGAUUUCCCUGUUUUUGCUUUCCCAGGCGCUGUAG